Messenger RNA from Habropoda laboriosa, 5130 nucleotides. RefSeq lists its product as uncharacterized. The transcript has a single exon. Bases 1 to 5130 code for a protein of 1709 amino acids. Lineage: Eukaryota; Metazoa; Arthropoda; Insecta; Hymenoptera; Apidae. The record is from RefSeq and is a predicted model, not a curated record. Gene Ontology annotation, molecular function: nucleic acid binding. Gene Ontology annotation, biological process: DNA integration.
AUGGCUCCAUCCCACGAAGAGCGCAUCAAAUCGUUAAAAGCCAAACGCGAAGCAUUUCGCAUUGAAUUGCACGAAUUCAAGGACAUGGUCUUUGAAAUUGGUCUUCGCCUCGAAGACAUACAAACAGAGUACGCCUCAUUCGCCAAAAAUCAACAAGAGUUAGAUACUAUUGACGACACCGGAGAGCUACUACAUGAUCGAAUGAAGCUAAAAUCAUUUUACACACAAGUGCGGGCACAAGCAUUAGAUUUACUUCCAGGAAAUAACCUCGCGAAUACAAAUACGCCCGCACAAAACAGUGACGGGCAACCCAAUCAGUCUUCACCUUACUAUCAAACCGAAUCAACAGACAUAGACGUACAAUUACCGAAAAUUAAUCUACCGACAUUUUCCGGCAAUUAUGAAGAUUGGCCCGGCUUUGCGGACCAAUUUAGAUCAGCAGUACAUGAUAACGUCAGAAUUAGUGAUUGUAAAAAAUUAACCUAUCUCCGAUCGUGUUUAAAAGGAGAAGCAUUGAAGGGUAUAGAGUCGCUCACUAAUUCCGCAGCGAACUAUGGAAUUGCAUGGACCCUGUUAGAGAAACAAUAUAAUCAACCCGCAGUCAUCGUCUCCAAACAUUUAAAAGCAUUGUUCGAUCUCCCAAGCGUUACACGACCCGCGCAUCGAGAACUCAGGUCAUUUUUAUGCAAUGUCGAAGCGCAUUAUCGCUCGCUUCAGCCGUUGAAACAACCCACUCCUGAUACACUUCUAAUUCAUCUCCUGUUGACAAAGCUAGAUAAAGAUACAGCAUUGAAAUGGCGUGAAUACACACGAAAGGAUAGUUUUCCUACAUUAAACACAUUUUUUGAAUUUCUGCAUGAAAGAUGCCAGGUAUUGGAACCAUUAGCGAACCAUUACCUACCACACCCUAACCCCACUACUUCGGCAUACACACCGCGUGGUCAAAUCGCGCCGCGUCACCAAACCCUUCAACGAGGAACUCCACGACCGAGUUUCCGCGACCACCGCCAAAUGGCACCUCAGGUAUACAGUUUUUGUAAGGGAGCACACUUCGCCCAACAGUGCGAAACUUUCAAUAGACUUUCCAUACCAGACCGCCAUAAACUUGUCCAAUCUAAAAGGCUUUGUUCCAACUGCCUUCGCCCCAAUCAUAAUGCCAGUGAUUGUCGGUCCACAACGUGUAAACGAUGUCACAAAAAACAUCAUACAUUGUUGCAUACGGAUGAUGUGACAAAUUCUCCUACUGAUAUGCAAUCACACAUCACCUGCUUAAAUUCACAUCUCUCGUCGGAAAUUCUUUUAGCUACUGCCGUAAUAGAAAUUCUAGAUACUUCCGGACAAACACAUCUCUGUCGAGUGUUACUUGAUUCAUGUUCUCACGCAAACUUUCUGAACUACAAAUUCUGCAACAAGCUCGGUCUAACACUCCAACGGGCUACAAUUCCCCUUAGCGGUGCCAAUAACAUGUCUUCGACAAUUACCAGGCAAACGAAUGCAACAUUCAAAUCACAAUACAAUGGGUAUUCUCAGACACUUACUUUUUUGAUAGUGGAUCGCGUAUCACAAAGGGUGCCGAGUAGCCCGAUAGACCAUAAGACACUACAAAUUCCGCAGAAUUUGCCCUUAGCCGAUCCAAGGUUUUACGAAUCUGCUGAAAUUGACGGUCUCUUGGGCGCACAAGUCUUUUGGGAUUUGCUCUCAGUAGGAUGCAUCAAGCUAGCCAAGGAUGGCACAAAAUUACAUAAAACAAAAUUAGGAUGGGUCUUCGUAGGCGAAUUAGUAAACCCUUGUAAUAGAACAGGAAUCAUCUGUAAUGUCGUGACAAAUUCAUUGGAACAGCAGAUUUCAAGGUUUUGGGAAUUGGAAGAACGAUCCGUAAAAAGGCAUCUGUCCCCCGAAGAACGCGCGUGUGAAAGUCAUUACCUGCAACAUACCCGACGCGACGCAGGUAGCGGUCGAUAUUCUGUUAAGCUGCCAUUCAAGGAGAAUAUAACGCAAUUAGGAGAGUCAUAUCCUAUGGCAUUCAAACGUUUUCUCGCCCUGGAAAGGCAAUUAGAUCGGAAUCCCCAAAUGAAAGAACAAUAUUCUGCAUUCCUCAAAGAAUAUCAACAAUUAGGGCACAUGACGAUAAGUAGCUCUAAAUCACUCGAUGGCUAUUUCGUACCGCACCAUGCAGUCACGAAAGUCGACAGUCUCACCACUAAAAUUCGCGUGGUAUUUGACGCGUCCGCCAAAACAUCAUCCGGAAUAUCAUUAAAUGAUGCAUUAAUGGUAGGUCCCACGGUCCAAGAUGACCUUUUCACCUUGAUAUCCCGGUUUCGAACUCACCCAUAUGUUAUCACAGCUGACAUCACAAAGAUGUAUCGGCAGAUAGAUUUAUCCUCGGAAGACCGGAAGUAUCACAAAAUCCUUUGGCGAGAACAUCACAGUCAACCUCUGCAAACAUUCUUUCUCAACACCGUGACCUACGGUACCGCGUCUGCACCUUUCUUGGCCACUCGUACCUUGCAACAACUCGCAAGAGACGAGGGAUCUAAUCACUCGAUCGCAGCCGAAGUAUUGCAAAACGACCUUUAUGUCGACGACGUAUUAACAGGGGCAUCCACGUUUAAAGAGGCCGAAUUUCUUCGCGACGAACUCAUCCUACUCACCGCGAAAGGAGGCUUUCAGUUACGCCAGUGGGCCUCCAAUGAUUCGCGAUUGAUCGAGCCAUUAAAAAAUACACAUGACGAACACAUGACACUUGAUCUCACUGACAAAAAGAAAACGUUAGGAUUAUUUUGGCAACCACAAACCGACACAAUAGGAUACAAAGUCAAGGAACACGAUACACAUACAAAAUUAACAAAACGUAACAUCCUGUCACGGAUUGCGCAACUGUUCGAUCCGCUAGGACUGUUAGGCCCAAUCAUAGUAAGGGCUAAACUCGUUAUGCAGGAACUUUGGAAACUGCACCUCCAUUGGGACGAGUCAGUACCUUUCGACAUCCAUACAAUAUGGACUGAAUUCCAACUUCAGCUACCACUGAUUGAACACUUCACAAUUCCACGGGCAAUUACAAACAAACACGCGACCUCAAUAGAUUUACACGGCUUUUCUGAUGCUAGCGAAAGGGCUUACGGAGCAUGCUUGUAUCUUCGGACCAUAGACGUUCACGGCAAUUGUUAUAUUAGAAUCAUAUGUUCCAAAUCUCGAGUAGCUCCAGUAAAGACGCAGUCUUUACCCCGUUUGGAACUUUGUGGAGCUCUACUGUUAGCAAACUUGUGUGAAUCCGUCACGCAAGCAAUAAAGGUUAAACUCACGAACAUCACCUUCUGGACAGAUUCGAUGAUUACUCUGCAUUGGAUCCGAACACCUCCACAUAUGCUUAAGCAAUUCGUUGCAAAUCGUGUAAGCGAGAUACAACAGAUUAGCAAUAUUGAACAAUGGCGACACGUUCCAUCCGCUGACAAUCCAGCCGACAUUUUAUCUCGGGGUAUCAAUCCUGCUGAUUUCUUAAAAUCAAAAAUUUGGACCAACGGCCCAACCUGGUUACGUAAUGACGCCACACAUUGGCCGACGACCAUUUUAUCAUCCGUCCAAGUACCCGAACAACGACCUGCAACGGUACUGAACGUGACAAUUAAACCCAAGCCACAUUACGAAAUCCUCAGGAGAUUUUCAACAUUCACCACCUUGAUUCGGGUCUUAGCCUAUUGUUAUAGAUUCCGAAAUAACAGUCUAGAAAAAACUAAAAAUACCGGUCAACUAAACAUCGAAGAAUUACAGCACGCCCAACAUACAGUAAUCAAACUAACACAAAUGGAAGAAUUCCAAUCCGAAUUUAACCACCUAAAGGACAGGACAGGUAGUGAGUAUAAGGGUCGCCUUAUUGCACUAAAGCCAUUUAUAGAUUCGACGGGUCUUAUUCGAGUAGGAGGUAGACUGACGAAUUCUAAUUUAAAGUACGACCAUAAACACCAAAUAGUACUACCAGACAAUCACCCAGUCACAGACCUGCUGAUUCGACAACAUCACCUUUCUCACGGUCAUGCCGGAGCGCAAGCCACACUGAAUGCAGUGCGUCAAAAAUAUUGGCCGAUUAACGGAAGGGUUCGAACAAAAGCAAUCAUACAUAAAUGUCUAACCUGCUGCCGCGCGCGACCGAUCAUACCCGAUUACCAAAUGGGCACGCUUCCCAAAAACAGAGUCACCUUCACGCGACCUUUCUUGACAACAGGAGUUGAUUACUGCGGACCAUUCCAUAUAAAGGAGAAAAAACUCCGUAAUACAAGAAAAAUUAAAUGUUACGUAGCAGUAUUUGUUUGUCUUGCCACGAAGGCAAUUCAUUUAGAAGUAGUGAGCGAUUUAACUACCGAUGCCUUCAUUGCAGCGUUACGACGCUUUUUUGCACGACGAGGAAAAUCGACUGACAUAUACUCAGACAACGCAACAAAUUUUGUAGGAGCAAAUCGCGAGAUACGGGAAAUCUACAAAUUAACACGCUCAGAGACACAUAAUGAAAUCAUAACUCGACAUUUAGCCAAUGAGAACAUUAACUGGCACUUUAUUCCACCCAGAGCGCCCCACUUCGGUGGCCUAUGGGAGGCAGCGGUGAAAUCGUUAAAACAUCACACAACUAGAAUAUUGAAAAAUACGCUCUUCACAUAUGAAGCAUUUACCACUUGUCUAGCCGAAAUAGAAGCCAUCCUAAACUCGAGACCCAUCACCUCCUUAUCCUCUGAUCCAACCGACUUAAUUGCUCUCACACCAGGUCAUUUUUUAAUCGGUGAUUCAAUAACGAGUAUUCCCGAGCGAGACUUUACAGCAACCAACACAGGCAGACUCUCCAGCUGGCAACAAAUCCAGCAAGUACGACAACAUUUCUGGUCUCGCUGGCAUCACGAAUAUUUAAACGAAUUAACAGUCCGUCAAAAAUGGCACCGACACCGAGAUGCCGAUAUUCGAGAGGGGAUGUUGGUGAUAUUAAAGGAGGAUCAUUUGCCACCUUUGUGUUGGCCUCUUGGUCGCAUCAUCACCAUCCACCCAGGAGAGGAUGGCACGGUUCGUGUAGUGACUGUGAAAACUGCACACGGAACCUACAAGCGAGCGACAAAAAGGAUCGCUCCACUUCCCAUCAACGUAGAAUAA